AUGACCGACACGGCCUUCUUGGCGAACAGAAGCUCAAGAGAUACCUCAGAUAUAUCGGAAACUAGCUCAACUCUCAGGCAAAUUCAAAAGCCAAACCAGCACGGCCUGCUCGGCGAACAGAAGCUCAAGAGAUACCUUAGAUAUAUGGGAAGGCGGCUCAAGUCUUGGGCGAAUUCAGUUGAUCAAACUGGUCCAGAGAUCUGGGAACAAGACUUGAUGCUCUCGACGGCUGUCGUAUCUGAGACGGUCCAGAUCUAUGGCCUGGUCUUGACCCCGCCGGAGAGGCUGGGCGAUCUGAUCAACUGGGAAUAA
Molecule: messenger RNA, 312 nt
Organism: Puccinia triticina
Lineage: Eukaryota; Fungi; Basidiomycota; Pucciniomycetes; Pucciniales; Pucciniaceae
Exons: 3
Coding region: 1-312 (103 amino acids)
Source: RefSeq, a predicted model, not a curated record